This is a messenger RNA of Etheostoma cragini (Arkansas darter), 4679 nucleotides long. It is a transcript of the gene pde4d, whose product is annotated as phosphodiesterase 4D, cAMP-specific. Gene Ontology annotation, biological process: signal transduction. Gene Ontology annotation, cellular component: cytosol; perinuclear region of cytoplasm; nucleus. The transcript is spliced from 15 exons. Lineage: Eukaryota; Metazoa; Chordata; Actinopteri; Perciformes; Percidae. The record is from RefSeq and is a predicted model, not a curated record. Gene Ontology annotation, molecular function: 3',5'-cyclic-AMP phosphodiesterase activity. Bases 808 to 2982 code for a protein of 724 amino acids.
AGCGAGACAGAGAGAAGGGAAGAUACCGAAGAGGCUCUUCACUGUUUUUUUUUCUCUCCCUAUUUCCUCACUUCUCUUCCUGGGAGGUUGUGAAAGGGCAGAGCAACGAGGGAGACGCAAAGUAGGAGAGACAAAGGGGGCAAAGCUGAGAGGGUAAAAGCGAAUUUGAGUGACUGUGUGUAACAUGCUCUGUCAUGCUGGUGUGACUACCGCUGCUCCUCCAACUGCCGUUGUUGGCUGUCAAGAAAAGGAAUAUUUUCCGGAGGAAUGAGUCCCUGAACCCGUUCACCAUGUGGAUGUGGGACAGUAAUUUCCAAACCUUUGCCGGAAGAAUCCCAAGGAAAAAAGAGAAGCGGCCAGAGAGCUUAGCUGGUCCUGCUGGGUGGCCGCGUGUGUGCUCCCACUGCCGAGACGCUUGCUGAAAGACGUUCACACUGGGCUUAAGUCUGCCCCAGUUAAGUUUUUUUAUUGUCACAUUUAUUUGGAUUUUUUAUUCCUCUUCUGGAACUCAAUGGAUUUUAUGGUGCUCUGUUGUUUGACUUUUAAGAUUGCCUUGUUGGAUGUAAGCCAGCACUUUUUGCUGUGAUGCACUACCAGUGAGGUUGGAAGUUCAGAAGGGGCUCUUAAUGGAAGACUGGUCUGAAUGGGCACAUCACAGCAGAGGACUACAGUAUGGGACAAUACAUAUUGUGCUGUGGCCUGUGGAUACUGUGGGUCAGUGUCUGUAGAUAGAUAGCUAGAUAGAUACAGGGGCUCAAAGGGUGAAAGGUUAUCAAGUAGGGGGACCAGUCCUGGCACAGCUUUGGUAUGAAACCUGGGCAAUGUCCAGGUGUUUCCAGUGACAGGUCCAUGAUGCACCUAAGCCAUUUUCCUUUCAGAAGACACUCCUGGAUAUGUUUCGAUGUGGACAAUGGCACGUCAUCAGGUCGCAGCCCCCUGGACCCCAUGGCCAGCCCGGGCUCAGGCCUCAUCUUGCAGGCCAAUUUUGUCCACAGCCAACGGAGAGAGUCGUUCCUGUACCGCUCCGACAGUGACUACGACCUCUCACCCAAGUCUAUGUCUCGGAACUCCUCCAUUGCCAGUGACAUUCAUGGUGACGAUAUGAUUGUAACGCCCUUUGCACAGGUUCUUGCCAGCUUGAGAACUGUACGAAACAACUUUGGUGCAUUAACUAAUCUACAGCAAGACCGAGCAUCCAAUAAGAGAUCACCAAUGUGUAACCCACCACCCAUCACCAAGACCACCUUCACAGAGGAGGCCUACCAGAAACUGGCCACUGAGACCCUGGAGGAGCUGGACUGGUGUCUGGACCAGCUGGAGACGCUGCAGACAAGACACUCUGUCAGCGAGAUGGCCUCAAACAAGUUCAAGAGGAUGUUGAACAGGGAGUUGACUCACCUAUCAGAGAUGAGCCGCUCUGGGAACCAGGUUUCUGAGUUCAUUUCCAGCACCUUCCUGGACAAACAACAUGAAGUGGAGAUGCCAACACCUCAAACACAGAAGGAGAAGGAGAAGAAGAACAAGCCCAUGUCUCAGAUCAGCGGGGUAAAAAAGCUGCAGCACUCCUCCAGCCUCACAAACUCUAACAUCCCCCGCUUCGGAGUUAAGACUGAGACAGAGGAUGAACUGGCUAAGGAGCUUGAGCAUGUGAAUAAAUGGGGCCUUAACGUUUUUAAAAUCUCAGAGUUCUCUGGGAAUCGCCCACUGACAGUCAUGAUGCACACUAUAUUCCAGGAAAGAGACUUGUUAAAAACAUUUAAAAUUCCACUUGACACCUUUAUAACAUACCUGAUGACCUUAGAAGACCAUUAUCAUGGCGAUGUGGCCUACCAUAACAACAUUCAUGCUGCUGACGUCACCCAGUCAACUCAUGUGCUGCUAUCCACCCCCGCCCUCGAGGCUGUGUUCACAGACCUUGAGAUCUUAGCUGCCAUCUUCGCCAGUGCAAUUCACGACGUGGACCAUCCUGGUGUCUCCAACCAGUUCCUCAUCAACACCAAUUCAGAGCUAGCGUUGAUGUACAAUGACUCGUCGGUGUUGGAGAACCACCAUCUAGCAGUUGGUUUCAAGCUUCUACAAGAAGAGAACUGUGACAUCUUUCAAAACAUGACCAAAAAACAAAGACAAUCACUGCGAAAGAUGGUCAUUGACAUUGUGCUAGCAACAGACAUGUCGAAGCACAUGAAUCUACUGGCUGAUCUGAAAACUAUGGUGGAAACCAAGAAGGUGACCAGCUCGGGUGUCUUGCUGCUGGACAACUACUCUGACAGGAUACAGGUUCUACAGAACAUGGUGCACUGUGCAGAUCUGAGCAACCCCACCAAGCCUCUCCAGCUGUACCGGCAGUGGACGGACCGCAUCAUGGAGGAGUUCUUCAGCCAGGGGGACAGAGAGCGGGAGAGGAGCAUGGAGAUCAGCCCUAUGUGUGACAAACACAACGCCUCGGUAGAAAAGAGCCAGGUUGGCUUCAUAGAUUAUAUCGUUCACCCUCUGUGGGAGACGUGGGCUGACCUGGUCCACCCGGACGCCCAGGACAUCCUGGACACGUUGGAAGAUAACAGGGAGUGGUACCAAAGCACCAUCCCCCAAAGCCCCUCUCCUACCUUGGACGAGGCUGAGGACGGCACUCGACCCCCAGGAGGGGACAAGUUCCAAUUCGAGCUCACCCUGGAGGAGGACGGGGAGUCAGACACUGAGAAAGACAGCGGCAGCCAGCCGGAGGAGGAGGAAGACGAGGAUGAGGAGGAGGAGGAGGAAGAGGAAGAGGAGGAGGAAGAAGACGAGGAAAACAGCUGUACUGACUCUAAAACACUCUGUACACAGGACUCUGAAUCCACAGAGAUUCCUUUAGACGAACAAGUGGGGGAGGACGAAGAGGAGGAGGUAGCGGAGGAGGGGGAGACACCCUGCUCACAACCCUGUGCCGUGGAGGAAGAGGUAGCAGAGGAGGAAGAGGAGAAAGAGGAAACCCCCCACACAUAGCAGUUUAUGGACAGCACCUGAUUAACUGUUCUUCUUAGUAAUGACAGAUGAUUAUUUAUAGAAUAUUUUUGGGGGUUUUGUGGGGUCUGUCUGUGUUUUUUUAUACAUUUAUGUUUCUGGUUCCAAAGCGUGUGCUGCUCUCCACCUUUGCCACUCCGCCUGUCAGCUUUGUUCAGACACGCCCACCGGUACUUCAAGUUUUUUUGCACUCAGGAAUACUCCUCUCCAUACCUGCUUGUACUAAAGUGGUGUGUUCUUAUUUCACUUUUACACCUUCCCUUUUACAAACUUAACUUUAGUACAGUGCUGUUCACAUAAUAUCCAAUUUUCCUUUCCUCUGCUUGCCUUGUCUAAAAGUUUAGCGGUGUUUCUGUGUUUUAUCAAGUGCCCAUGCUCCACAGAGACAGCUAUCGGUAUGUUCAAGGAUGAUCUCCCUCUCGAUUGGGCCAUUUCCUUCCUUUUUCCGAAUAAGGAGGCAUUUUAUGCUGCCGAUGGCGGAUGACGCCGCAGAGAUGAAAGCUGCAGCACACGGGGGCUUUUCCAGACACAUUUCUAAUGUGGAAGUCUUCCUUUAAAACCUAACUGAUACAAAGCUCAAACUAAACAGCCGUGAUGCUUUCGUAGACUUUAACUUUUGUAUUGUACUGUAUAAUUCCGAAUUAAAUUUAGCAAUCAAAGGCUUUCUUUUGUUAGCAAAGAAGAUCAGAGAACUUUCGAAAACCAACGGGGAGAAAUGUGUUCCAGAUAGGGAGAGCGUCAUGGCUGGAUCACAUCUAGAGUGUUCUGAUGUGUUUGCACUUUCUCCAAUAGCAUUUAUACUACUACACUCAUGCCACUAAACCCCUAUGUGGUUAUUCCUGUGAGUUGAAAAUUUGAAUUUAUUCAUAGUUUUUUUCAUUAUUUUGGUGAGAGUUUUUACCGACUAGGAAGCAGGAGCCCGAAGUCUUAUGCUUUACUCUCAUUGAAAUAGUUUUUGAUGAAGUCUUUACAUUUUAUUAUUGUUGCCUGCAGUUCUUUUGAACACAUCCUGAGACAAUGCAAUGCUUUGUAGUUGAUACAAAAAGCACCUUUUUUAGAAGCUUGAUUAGUGCUCAGAGUAUACAGAAAUAGUAAUGGUGUUAAAAACUACUGGGGUGAUUUUAUACCAAUGUUAUGAAAGCUUUUACCGUGCUUUUAUUUUUCUUGCCCAUUUUGUUUGACGUCCUCAUCCCGAUCAGCUGCAUACUUGUUUGUUUUCAGCCACUUCAGUUUCUGUUAAGAGUUAUGAAGUUUGCCAUCUCGACAUUAAACCCAGUUGCUGUCUUUGUUUUCAACAAGACAAUCAGCUCCAUUACGAAGUCAUCAAAUAAAUCUCUCCUCUACUUAGAUAUUCUAAUGCACUGAUAUAUUCAUAUAUCACCACUUAAAUAUUUGUAAUAUGUUAAAAUGCGCCAAAACACUCAUGAUUACCUAGGCUUGAACAGUGCUGUCUUACACCUCGGCCAAGACUCUUAUUUCCAUGUUUCUAUAAUUUUUCACUUUACACCUGAUUAUAUUAUUAAUUGUUAUAUUUUUCUAAUUGUUGAGUCAUUUUUGCAAUAUAAAGGUGGUACAGUAAAUAUUUAACUGUAGCAUAGACCACAGUACAAGCUUGGCAGUUACAAUACCCAAAUAUACCUUUUUUCUCUCUGUACAUAAAAUAUGAAAAAUCAACAAAU